UCCCAUGUUCAUAACACAAACAUCUUCAUCACAUGUUAAUCGAAUGUUCAUCACAUGUUAAUUACAUGAAUAUCUUUAUCACAUGUUAAUCACAUGAAUAUCUUCAUCACAUGUUCAUAACACAAAUAUCUUCAUCACAUGUUCAUCUCCAACUCAGUCAACUCAGAUUCAUUUGAGCUCAGUUUGUUAUUUAUUGAUUGAUUAAUGUCUGCGUUCCGACCAUGACCACGUGAUCUACGUCAGCGGAAGCGGAGAUACUGAUUAACAGAUUAUCCACGUGAGGUUGCCAUGACGACGGGGGCUCGCGCGUCUUAAGGAACAUGCUGCUCUGUGAUUGGCUGACGGCUCAGGGCACAGUGUCCUUCAAGCAGGUUCCUCGGAGCCGCUUCACUCGCACAAGAAACCGACGAUGGACGAGCAAGAGUGAAACACAACAAUCUGUACCACUCACCUUGAAUAAGUAAGUUACUAAGAUGCCUAAAAGUGAUACCUGGCCAGGGGGCAUUGGAUUGGAGACGACGAUCGGCAUGGACAGUGCUGGCAGCUGUGACAGUGUUGUCAGUGCCAAUUCUGGCUUUAGCGAUGACAGUCUGGAGCACCUGUCUGCUGAAGAGAAGGCCUGUCUCAUGUUUUUGGAGGAGACCAUUGAGUCUUUGGAUACUGAGGAGGAUAGUGGACUGUCCAAUGACAAACCUGAACAAAUGUCGAGCCCUGGUAACCUCACUACCAAACUGGCUGACCUGUCAGCCUCCAUGAGCAAAAGCAAGUUGAACGAUUUACAGAAACAUGCCUCAAAAGACCCCAUCGAGGAAAAUGUAGACACCAAACCCAUGCAGAGCUACCUGGUUCCUACACCUCUUGUUGUGGCAAGCAGCACUAUCUUUUCGGUAUCCAAAACUAAACCAGGCAUUCUUUCAGAUAAGAACUUCUCCAAGCCUCAGUUCACUCCUUCAAGCAACAAAUCGCAUCACAAACACAACCAGAAACCUGUUGUUCACUUUGAGGUUAAUGUUGUGAUACCUCCUCCCACGAAACCCAAGGACUACUCAGUUAAGACAGUUGAGGAUCCUUUACCCAGAGGACCUCUGUCCUACGAGGCACUUGUUUAUUUGCGACGGAGUGCCUCCACAAAAAAGACCCCUUUGUGUCGCACAGUUGAUCAUACUAUAGAUUUGGACAAGCGUCUUCCAGCUACAAAGGAACACCCAAAUCUCGGAAACAUCCCAAGAUCUGACAGAUUCCCCCCCGAGUCUUCCAAGCCUAAGACAUGUCCUCCAGUUGUGGCCCCCAAACCCAAAAAUAUUCCUGCUAACAUUGCUGUGAAAACCCAAAAUAAAGCUUUGACAGCCUCAGACUCGUCAUACAGUAUUAAGCAUGCAAAAGAUCCCCAGGUUGUGAGACUGGAAGCUUUGCAUAAGCUUGGCCUCCUGAAAGACCAACACCCAGACAAUGAGACAGUGGCCCCACUAUCUCCCACUAAAUCUCAAUCUUCUUUGGACCCAACACCUAAAAGAUUUACAAAAGUGAAUCCACCCAGAAGCCCAUCGUUUUGUUAUUCUCAAGUGCCCAAGAUCAAACCUCUGCAGAGCAGUGCCAGUUUCCAUCACCAUUCGAGAUGUGACCAACAUUCUGGACCUGUAUCACAUCCUGUUCAAUCCCAUGAAUUAAAGGCAGAUGUUCUGGAGCACUCUGCUCCCCUACAUGGCCCGAGAAAUAGUGGAAACUGUCCUGAACUAGGACAUGUCGCAGGACCUGAGCCAAUGAGAACGACCACUGCAGCCCAGCCUGUACCUCAAAAACCCUCAAACUCAGUGGGAUAUACUGUGAUGGUGGUGCCUGGGAUGGGAGCUGAUCGAAGAGAAGCUCUCAGAAAGCUUGGACUGCUCAAACACUAAAAACAGCUGAACAGCAGAAGUCUGAUUGUGUAAACAUGGUGCUUGGAGAAAGUUCACAAGCUUCAUCAGCUUAAAGAGAGUUACAGCUUUAAGCUGAAACUUGGCACUUGGCACUUUGGCAAACUAAAGCAUGGGGGUGAAGAAGAAGAACAAUUUAAAGGGGAAUACCAGAACUUGUGCUUACUUACUUACUUACUUACUUGAGGGCAGAUUUUUUUCCCCAGCUAUUUUUCCUUAGGUCUCAGGAAUAUUUGGAAAUUUAUGUUACACCUUUCAAACCCUUAGAAUCUUCAUAUUUGAUGAGGGUAUGAUUAUUGUGUUUGCUGUAACACAUUACAGAGGUAUGUAAAGCCGACAUCAUGGUACCAGCAACAUGGUACAAAUGAGGUCCUUUAUUGGUUCAGUGCUUGCACAUACGUAUUGUCGUUUCUAAUGGAAUUCUAAAGAUGGCGGACAAACAACACUUUCCCACCACAUUUAGAUAUAUGCCACUGUUGGAGGAAACAGAAAUACAAAGCUACCGUACAACCAAUCACGUUGUGAUCUCUUAGUGUUGUGGCCCUACAACACGGCCGCAUCCAUAGCUCGAAUUGCAGUUAGGAGCAACAAGAUACCAACGCCUGCCUAUGAUACCAGAAGGGCGCUUGGAGAGAGCUUACCUCCACAAAGGCUAACCCACUAUCUCGCCAUGUUAAAGAAAAUGAUAAACAAAUCACUGUAUCUGCCCCUUUGUCUGGAUCUUCUCCAAAAUUAGAUUGGCUCUUCCUUCCCACCCCUAAACAAAAUUUAAUGCAAAUUAUUUCAGUAGAUUUUGAGUAAAGACAUGAAAUAAAAAUGAAUCAUAACUUACUUGGCAGAGGCAAAAGAAAAAGAAGUGAGCAGUGUUAAGAUCAAUCUUUACCCUUUCAUCUCCAAGUCAGAGGCAGAACUGGGUUGCUGAAUGUUUAUGACACAAUUUUCCAUACACUAUAUUCAAGUUCGUGGCUAUAAGAUUAUUUGCGUUGAUUUAGCUAUAGGACAUUAUAUUUUAAUGAGCCCUGGUGUGCACAUAUCCCAUUUUAGAAUGGUGGUAACUGUAGAAAGCCACAGUAAUACUUUUCUACUUGUCCUGCUCCUUCUACAUUAUACUGUACAUAAAAAGCUGCUUCACUUCACAUCAACCAAAAUAAAGAGGAUUUUAUUUAUAUUA
This is a messenger RNA of Scophthalmus maximus (turbot), 3084 nucleotides long. Its product is annotated as specifically androgen-regulated gene protein. The coding region runs from base 474 to 1895 and encodes 473 amino acids. The record is from RefSeq and is a predicted model, not a curated record. NCBI's taxonomy places the organism in Eukaryota, Metazoa, Chordata, Actinopteri, Pleuronectiformes, Scophthalmidae. The transcript is spliced from 4 exons.